Aureobasidium vineae is the source of this 1551-nucleotide messenger RNA. The record is from the annotation of a GenBank genome assembly. Lineage: Eukaryota; Fungi; Ascomycota; Dothideomycetes; Dothideales; Saccotheciaceae.
AUGUUAUCCCAAGCAAUUGCCAACUACACCUCACACCGGAGCACCUCCGACCCUCUACCCUCCGGUCCUGCUCCAUUCACUUCCUCCGAAUUCUUCAAACUAUGUCGACCAGGCACAAAGCCUAAAGCCAAGAACUGGGACCACCACCUCAGCACCGAAUGUCGCAACCGCCUACCCUCAAACCUGAAAGCCUCAGCCAGCAGUGUAAAACCUGGUCCAGACGGCGCCUCCAUCAUCCCUCAGCGGCAAAUCAGUCUAGGUGCCGGAAGACCCAUCCCAGAGUACUUUCCCUGGGACUCGCUGGAGCUUUCUGGCAAACAGUCUCGAGGGGCUGCUGUUGAUGAGGCAGUGGUUAUGCCGUGUAUGAGGGGAGAACAAGAUUUUGACUUUGCGGUUGCGUUGAACUAUGGAUAUGCUGCUGGGUCGCCGCAGCUGUUGAGAUUCAUCACUGAACAUAUUGAGAUGAUACAUGAUCCGCCGUAUGAUGACUGGGAGACUUGUUUGACGAGUGGCACUACUUCUGCUAUGGACACCGUGUUCCGCAUGUUUUGCGAUCGGGGAGACUGGAUCAUUACUGAGGAGUAUUCUUAUCCUGGAGCUAUUGAGGCUGUUACGCCGCUGGGCAUUAACAUUCUGGGUAUCAAGAUGGAUGGUCAGGGUCUCAUACCGGAAGAUCUGGAGGCUAAGCUGCGCUCUUGGGAUCCAGCUAGAGGACGCAAGCCAUCUGUAAUGUACAUCGUUCCUUGCGGUCAGAACCCUACAGGAGCCACACAAUCGGCAGAGAGACGAAGGAAGAUCUAUCAGGUUGCCGAGGAGCACGACUUAUACAUCAUCGAGGACGACCCAUACUACUUCCUGAAGCUGCACUCCAGGUCGGAGUCUGGAGAAGACAAGCAAAUGCCGGUCGAUGAGUACCUUCGGCAGCUGCCUCCAUCGUAUCUAUCCAUGGACGUCUCCGGUCGCGUCGUCCGUCUGGAUGCCACAUCAAAGAUUCUCGCGCCUGGACUCAGAUGUGCAUGGAUGACAUGCUGCUCUCAGAUUGCCGAAAAAUACAUGAACUACACCGAAGUGGGUAGUGUGGCUCCUUCUGGAUUCUCUCAAGUGGCCAUGUACAAGCUUCUGGACGUCACUUGGGGUCAUGAGGGCUUCAUCCGCUGGCUAGCAUUCUUGUCUCACCAAUACCGCCAACGAAGAGAUGCGUUGGUCUUGGCAUGCGAGAAGUACCUUCCUCCUGAUCUCUUUACCUGGGUCGUUCCUGAGGCUGGCAUGUUCCUCUGGCUCCAUCUUCAAUCGCCGACCCCACGUAUCUCGUGCUCGUCUUGCUCGGACUGUUCGAUUGAGAAGGAGAAGACUGCUCUGUUGGAUCUUGAGGAGAGAAUCUACAAUCGCUCCAUGGAGAAGGGAGUUGUAAUUAGCAAGGGAAGCUGGUUUGCGGCUGAACCUGACCAGCUGAAGGGUGUCAAGCUUCGUCUGACAUUCGCUACUGCACCUCUGGACAGCUUUGACUGGGCAGUCAAGCAAUUCGCAGACGCAGUAAGAAGCGAGCUUUGA